GGACGUUGUGAACCAUGAGGAUGAUCAAGUGCUUCCGUCACCUCUUUCUAUUGUUUGGUGCCAUCGUUUUCCUGUUACUAUCGGAUGAAGCUGUAUCCGCCUCUCCGCUGAGAAAGGGCACUGAAGAAACCGAGAGGAAUCGUCGACGAAGGUUGGAAGAUACGGACACUCUGUCGCAAAUCCAGACCAUCCUGGAUGAUUCUCUGUCGAAGACCAACUUUGACCUUCGGAAAGCCAUGACGGAUCCACUGCAGUUGGAACUGGCCGCGGCGGUACCAGUGGGAUGUGGCAAUCUGGCACUGGAAAUGAGUUUUGACCGACUGACGGGAUUGUCCAGUAUUGAUUUGACGUCCUUGACAGCCCAGUCGGGGACCGAGAGUACGUUUCCCGAUUGUACGGCGCUGCCACAGACCAAAUGGAAAUCGGCCGUCGAUAUUGUCGUCGGUUUUGGGAGCGAUAUCGUGUCCGGCCAAGUGGGAGCUCGAUUGGUGGGACGAUGCGGCGGACAACGCUACAAUCAGCCCUUGACGGUCAGUGUCACAUCGACCGGCAACACGUUUACGGGAAGUUCCAAUAUGGAAGGCAUUCUGGGAGAUGUGGUGGAUGCCAUUGCCAAGGUGGAUAUCUUGGGAGUACUCAGCUUGACGUCGACCAUUUCUUCCACGGUCGCCUUGAUCCCCUCGGCGCUCUCGGCGUACGAGUCUACCAUUACCUCCCAGGUGGAAGCUGCCUUUCGAAACCAGAUGGUGCAGAUGGUGGAACCGCAUCUUCGACAAAAACUGGAGCGACUCGUUCCGUCGACACCGUUCAGUCUCAUCAACCGUCUUGCGGGCUUUCUGCCAGAUAUCGUAGAGUUGGUUGUGGGAGAUCUCUCUGAUUAUUUUGGUGGUGGUGAUGAUGAUCUCCUGAAUUUGGAUGAUUUGUUGGCGACAGACGAUGGCGAAUAGCUAGUUUGAUACAAAACUACAUCUGUGGGUAGCAUGCUGAUGCAGCAUGAAUACCGGUAGCAUCAGCAAAUACAUUGGGUUUGUAUGUAUCGAGACGAUUCGAUUCACUAAAGUACUCCGUUCUUCGUCUAGAGCAAUGAAAGAUUCACGUUUGUACCCUCCUAGCUAGCUGCUAGCUAGCUAGCUAGCUAAUGGUAGUCUGGAUUGCAAACGAAUAUUAAGAGAUCUCCAUCUAC
Molecule: messenger RNA, 1183 nt
Organism: Seminavis robusta
Lineage: Eukaryota; Bacillariophyta; Bacillariophyceae; Naviculales; Naviculaceae
Source: the annotation of a GenBank genome assembly